Molecule: messenger RNA, 1707 nt
Organism: Trifolium pratense (red clover)
Lineage: Eukaryota; Viridiplantae; Streptophyta; Magnoliopsida; Fabales; Fabaceae
Product: cytochrome P450 71D11-like
Exons: 2
Coding region: 125-1654 (509 amino acids)
Molecular function (GO): heme binding; oxidoreductase activity, acting on paired donors, with incorporation or reduction of molecular oxygen; iron ion binding
Source: RefSeq, a predicted model, not a curated record
UUCAAUGAUCAAAAUUAAGUCUAUAUAUAUGUGUGUACAAAGAAUGAUGUUCUUCACUAAACUAUAGUAAAAAAGAAAAAGAAACUUGUUCAUCUAACUCCCUUGUUUCUUUCUUUAUCUACAUAUGGAUCUUCAAGCAAUUUACCCUUUCACCCUUUUUACCAUUUUCUUCUUCUCCAUCAUUGUGACACUAAAACUAAAGAAGAAAAUCAAGAAAAUUGAGUCAAUUCCAAAUAUACCUCCAGGGCCAUGGAAACUACCUAUCAUAGGAAACAUAGCUAAUCUUAUUGGCUCUCCACCACAUAGAAAAUUAAGAGAUUUAGCAAAAAAAUAUGGACCUUUAAUGCAUCUUCAACUUGGUGAAGUUUUCUUUAUCAUUGUUUCCUCAGCAGAAUAUGCUAAGGAAAUAAUGAAAACACACGAUGUUAUAUUUGCAUCAAGGCCUCAUACACUAACCACGGAUAUAGUCUUUUAUGAUUCAACCAAUAUAGCUGCCGCGCCUUAUGGUGAAUAUUGGAGACAACUUCGAAAGAUUUGUAACGUAGAACUUUUAAGUAUAAAUCGCGUUCAAUCUUUAUGGCCAAUAAGGGAACAAGAGAUGAGUAAUCUCAUCAAAAGGAUGUCUUCUGAAGAAGGAAGUGUCGUCAAUCUUUCUCAACAAGUUGUGUCGAUGAUGUUUUCAUUCACUUCAAGGGCUGCAUUUGGCAAAAAAUACAAUGAACAAGAUGAGUUUGUAAUGGCGGUAAGAGAAAUAUUGCAGCUAGCAGGUGGUUUUUACAUUGGAGACUUAUAUCCUUCGGCGAAAUGGCUUCAAAACCUCACUGGAAUGAGGCCUAAGCUUGAGAAGUUGCAUCAAAAAGUUGAUAAUAUACUUGAUAUGAUCAUCAAUGAUCAUAAAGAGACAAAGUUGAGAACUAAAGAUGAUUUAGUUGAAGGAAAGGAAGAUUUGAUUGAUGUUCUCUUGAAAUAUGAGGAUGGUAACAACAAUGAUCAGGAAUUUUCCAUAACUAAAAGAAAUAUCAAGGCUGUACUCUAUGAUAUCUUCACAGGAGGAAGUGACACAGCAGCAACUACAAUUAACUGGGCAAUGGCUGAGAUGAUGAAGGAUCAAAGAGUAUUGAAGAAAGCACAAGCUGAAGUGAGAGAGAUAUUCAAAAAAAGAGGACAAGUUGAUGAAACAUGCAUUGAUGAGUUAAAAUACUUGAAAGUAAUUAUCAAAGAGGUUCUAAGAAUGCAUCCUCCUGGUGCACUUUUAAUUCCAAGGGUGUGUGGACAAGCUUGUGAGAUUGAUGGAUAUCACAUACCAAUAAAAAGUAAGGUAAUAAUCAACGCAUGGGCGAUUGGAAUGGAUCCAAAAUAUUGGACCGAGCCAGAGAAGUUUUAUCCGGAGAGGUUUAUUGAUAGUUCUUUUGAUUUUAGAGGAAAUAAUUUUGAGUACAUUCCAUUUGGCGCCGGGAGGAGAAUUUGUCCUGGUAUAAAUUAUGGUUUGGCAAAUGUUGAAUUGGCACUUGCUAUGUUAUUGUGCCACUUUGAUUGGAAGCUUCCAAAUGGAAUGAAAAGUGAGGAUUUGGAUAUGACUGAGCUAUUUGGUGCUUCUGUUAUAAGAAAAGAUGACUUGUACUUGAUUCCAAGCACUUAUGCUUUAUUGGAGUAGUGCUGAAAAAUGAAAAGCUUCCAUUGCACACAAAAUAGUGCUUUUAUAAUUAU